GUUUCUUUAAGCAUCGCAAUCCAGCAUUGGUGGACACAAAGAAUGCAGCAGCUUACGGAUAUCGUUUUGAUGGUAAACGGCGUUUCAAUUUAAAAUAAAGAAGAUAUAUAAUAAUUACAUUGUGUGCGCUCCUUAUCGUUUCUAUAAAAAUUCAAUAAAAUUUAAAAUUAAUAAUUAAUAUCCAAUGGAGUUGGUUAGUCUUUGUUUACCUGUUCAUUGAGUUAUAUAUAUAUAUACAAUGUAUUAGUGUAUAAAUAUGUAUGUAUGUAUAUUCUUAAACUCUGAUUUGCUUACCCAACGAACCAUAAUGAAAAGGUAUAAUAUCUAUCGUUAUAUCAAAACUGCAAAAUUUCAAAAGCUUUAUAUAAAUAAAUCCACAUUUUCAUAUUAAUAAUGGUAUACACUUCGAAAUAGGAGACAAUAAUUCGUUUAUAUUACCAAUUGCUUUUCUAUAAGUAAAAUUAUCUCACACAAUAUGCUGAAAUCACUCUACAAGAGUACCCAUAAUCAAUUUAUACCAGAUGCUUAUCAUCUGACAUUAACAUAUGACAGUUUACACCAUAGCAAAAUACAGUCCACUUUAUACAAUUGACAUUUAAAAUCAUCUGUGCGUAGAAACGUUUUUCCGAUUUUAUUUUUGCUGUAUUGCAUUAUGUUUCAAUAAAAAAUCCUUAAUCGUGAAAAAUUUAAAAAAAAAAGAUUAGUAUUGCCAAAGGGAACAACUAAAGUUGAGUGCUUAAGCAAAAAUUUCGUUUUGUUUUAACAAACCAAAGAGAAUAUGAACGUACGGUUACUAAGCCGACUGCAGCAACGCUGGAGUGUUUUGAGACGUUAUGCGACAAAACCGUCAUCUUUAUCCGGUGAAGAAGCGCGUAUAGGCACCGGCAUUGGAAAUAUAACAGGCAGAGCUCGUGACGAUGCCAGCUCACUUACUGUGAAUCAGCCUUCCACCAAAAUAGUCACCAACCUACCACCGCUAACAGAUCCGAUACCAAAUCUUCCUGAAGUUGAGUAUGCGCGACCACUAGCCGAAAGCAGUCUUACACAAGUCACUACACUGCCGAAUGGAUUACGUGUGGCAUCUGAACCCAGAUUUGGUCAGUUUUGCACAGUUGGACUCGUGAUCGAUUCGGGUCCACGUUAUGAAGUCACCUACCCAAGUGGUGUUUCACACUUUCUUGAGAAGUUGGCCUUUAAUUCAACUGAGAAAUUUCCAAACAAAGAUGCUAUACUAAAGGAAUUAGAGAAAAACGGUGGGAUUUGUGAUUGUCAAAGUUCACGUGACACUCUCAUUUAUGCAGCAAGCAUCGAUAGUCGAGCAAUUGAAUCGGUUACACGCUUACUUGCCGAUGUGACAUUGCGGCCAACUCUCCAUGCCGCAGAAGUGAGCGCUGCGCGUAAAGCGGUACAAUUUGAACUUGAGACGCUCGGCAUGCGCCCGGAGCAGGAACCCAUAUUAAUGGAUAUGAUACAUGCAGCGGCAUAUCGUGAUAACACUUUGGGACUGCCAAAAUUGUGUCCAUCAGAAAAUCUUUCUCUAAUAGAUAGGAAUGUCUUAAUGAACUACUUGAAGUAUCAUCAUACACCUCAGCGUAUGGUAAUAGCCGGUGUAGGGGUCAACCACGACGAGCUAGUUCGAAACGUUGAGAAGUAUUUUGUGGACGAAAAAGCGAUUUGGGAAACUCAAGUUAUCAAAGGAACCGGUGCAACAGAAGUCGAUGGCUCAGUUGCACAAUACACCGGUGGCUUGAAAAAAGAAGAAUGUGAAAUACCGAUUUACGCCGCUACUGGACUACCAGAGCUCGCACACGUUGUUAUCGGACUGGAGGGUUGCUCUCAUCAGGAUCCCGAUUUUGUCGCAUUAUGUGUUUUAAAUAUAAUGAUGGGCGGUGGCGGUUCAUUUUCCGCUGGCGGUCCCGGCAAGGGCAUGUACUCCCGUUUAUACACGAACGUUCUUAAUCGCUAUCAUUGGAUGUAUAGCGCUACAGCUUAUAAUCACGCCUAUGCAGAUACUGGUCUAUUCUGCAUACAUGCUAGCGCUCCACCCAGUAACGUACGCGAUAUGGUUGAGGUUAUUACACGUGAACUCGUCAACAUGGCAAGUGAGCCGGGUAGGGAUGAAUUGAGUCGUUCCAAAAUUCAAUUGCAAUCGAUGCUAUUAAUGAACCUGGAAUCAAGGCCGGUUGUAUUUGAAGACGUGGGUAGACAAGUUCUGGCAACAGGUCAUCGCAAGCGACCUGAACACUUUAUACAUGAAAUCGAAAAAAUCAGUCAGGGUGAUAUACAGCGUGUAGCUCGACGCUUACUCGCCACCGUGCCAUCAAUGGCUGCCCGUGGUGAUAUCGGCAAAUUGCCGGAAAUGAAGGACGUACAAAGCGCUCUCAGCAACGGUGGUCGUUUAUCCUCUCGGCGACUCUCACUGUUUAAGUGAAAAUCCCAUGUACAUACAAUUAAAGAGAAUAUCAAGUCUUUUUGCUUUAUAUAGGUAAUAUAAACGAAAUAUAAUUAUUUGGAAUAAUAUGUAAGCACGUGUGUUCCGUUCAAAUAAAGCCACGUUACUGAAUCCAUUGCAGCAUAUCAUACUCUCGUAGCAAUUACGUAAAUUCUAACUCCAAACUCAUAAGUAAUCACAUUUUUAUUAAAGAUCAACAUAAGAUCAAUUAUAAAUAUUAAAACAAAAUAGUUUUUUGUGCGUUUUGAUUGACAAUGAGAAAAAUGCGCUCAAUUAGAAAAAAAAAAGUUUGUAUUAGUAAUUACUCGUAGUCACAAAUUAUGCAAUGGAUUCAUACAGAGGCAUGAGUUUAAAUUCAUUGUUGAGAGUGUAUACAUCACAUUCAUAAGUAAUGUUUUUUUUUCAAAACGAAAUAUUCUGUAAACCGGUGAGUCGUCAAAAAUAAAUCUGCCAUACUUUGCAUACA
Molecule: messenger RNA, 2918 nt
Organism: Bactrocera oleae (olive fruit fly)
Lineage: Eukaryota; Metazoa; Arthropoda; Insecta; Diptera; Tephritidae
Product: mitochondrial-processing peptidase subunit alpha
Cellular component (GO): mitochondrion
Molecular function (GO): metal ion binding; metalloendopeptidase activity
Source: RefSeq, a predicted model, not a curated record